ACAAACUGAAAACAAAUUGAAAAAAUAAUUGAAGAGUAAACAUCAUAGGCGUCGACUUGUUAAAGUAUUUGUUCUUUUUUCUCGAUCAACUGUGCAUAAGGUUAUUUAACAAAAUUUCAAGCAAAAUUAGCGAUUUUUUUUUUUAAACACGUACUGAAAGUGUACGAAUUAGAAGAAAAAGCAAACAAGCAAAAUGACGAUUCUAGCGAAGUUAACAGGUGAAAAGAAGGAUCUGGAGAAGGUGCCGUUGCCAUUGCAUCUUAACGAUGAAGCCAUGAUGCAUCAUGGGUCUCUCAUCAGCGCCAAGGGAGGAAUCGCCUACAGCGAUGCGGAUACAGAGUCCAUGGUGUUCAACCGACCGCAGCACACUUGCCUGAAGUCGUUCUUGCUGUUCCUGAUAGCUGUGAUCGUGAUGUUGCUGGGCGUCCUCGGUGGCUGGACAUUGUACAGGUUCUAUGCGCCCAAUCAUGCGAACAUGCGCUAUCAUGCCUUGUGCGAUAUUCCUUAUGCCGAGGACUCCGCUGAGCUGCCUCGCUUCUAUCCACGCAACGAUGACGCUUUUGCCCUAAACUGGCGCUCUCUGUUGCCACUCUACGGUCCUAGCUCGAGUUCGAGCUCAAGUGAUACCUUGAUGAAUACCUCCUUGGAUGACAUCAAUGAGAACUUCUUCCGUGAGGAAAUUGAGCUGGACAACAGCGAUGAUGAUGGCUAUGCGAAGAUCGAUGUGCCCGACUUUAAGGAUGGUCGCCGUGGUCGCUUCAUGCACGACUUCAGGGAGAAUCAAUCGGCCAUUGUGGAUACCACCACCAAUAGAUGCUUCAUCAUGCCGCUGGAUCGCGAGACCACGCUGCCACCCAGCAGCUUUGUCGAUCUCAUGCAGAAGAUGGGAACUGGCUAUUACAACAUUGACACGGAGCGAGUGCGUCGCAAUAUGCGCGUGAUUACGCCACGGAUCACUGAUGUAUCCAGCAUCUCGGAGCGCAUUGCCAAUGAGUGCUACGACAUGAAGAUCUACAUGCUAGAGAAGUUUGUCUCAGGCGUGGCCAAGCGUUCGGCUGAUCCCCUGCCAGAGGCUGGCAAGUAUGCCGAAUUCAUGGGCAAGGGUGUCAUCGAGUAUGAUCUGUCCAACAUUGCCGAGGUAGAGGCAUACGAGGCGAACGAGGAGGCACAGCGCCAGGGUCGGGCUUGAGUGCAUUCACAAAACAUUUUAAUAUCUUAAACACACACAAACACCAUAGAAAAAAGAAAACGAAAAAAAAAACAAUUGACGAUUUGUGUGUAACAUGUAUUACGAUGAUCUGAAAGAGGCUUCCGGCCUCAAUUUUUGUAGUCUGUAGUUUCGAGACGCAUGCUUAUAAAUCAACUGGCAUCAGCAGAUGGGAGGAGGCUUAAAAUUGUUGAGCUCCGAGAGAGAAUAGUAAAUUAUAGACCUAGACCCUAAAUGAGAAAUGUACCUAGAAAGCAAUCUAAUGCGAUUCGACGAAAUUGUGACAAAUACAAAGCGAGUGUAGUGCUUGGAGAGAGAGAGAGAGAAAGAGAUAAGUGGUCAGAUGUUCAGGAUAAUGUUUAGAAUUGGGGACUCACUCAAAACAACAAAAAUAUCUAUUGUAUAUGGGAAAAAGGGAGACGCUAAGCCCAAAAAGACAAGCAUCCCAAAACACACUUGAUACAUAUAAAUACACACUGCAUUCAAUUCCAAGUACAUAUUUUAUAUUAUAUAUACUACGAUUUAAAACUCUAUAUCUCUAAAUACUAAAAACAAGUAAGCAAGCAAAUUAAUUAAACCAAAACAUAUUGUAUAGAACGACGAAUCGGUAAAGCUAUUUACAUCGCAAGAGAAACAACAACAAAAUCGGACAAACGAAACAAAUUAAUCUAAAUGUUCUUUAAUCGAUUUAAAUGUAUUAAAACGCGAAUUUGUGAUCUUUAAA
This is a messenger RNA of Drosophila nasuta, 1931 nucleotides long. RefSeq names its product integral membrane protein 2B. Gene Ontology annotation, biological process: negative regulation of amyloid precursor protein biosynthetic process. Lineage: Eukaryota; Metazoa; Arthropoda; Insecta; Diptera; Drosophilidae. Gene Ontology annotation, molecular function: amyloid-beta binding. The transcript has 3 exons. The record is from RefSeq and is a predicted model, not a curated record. Gene Ontology annotation, cellular component: extracellular exosome; Golgi apparatus; plasma membrane. The coding region runs from base 194 to 1189 and encodes 331 amino acids.